Molecule: messenger RNA, 1533 nt
Organism: Fomitiporia mediterranea MF3/22
Lineage: Eukaryota; Fungi; Basidiomycota; Agaricomycetes; Hymenochaetales; Hymenochaetaceae
Exons: 3
Coding region: 192-575 (127 amino acids)
Source: RefSeq, a predicted model, not a curated record
GUCAAUGUCUCUAUAAAGCCCACUCUCUUCUGCUCAGUGCUUCCUGCUUACCCAUUCAAGUCUAGUCGGGCCGCGCGCUAGUAUCCUGAACCCGGAGUGACACCUCGCUAGCUAAACUAUAUUCACUUCUCAUACUCGUCCCCUCUCACACCUCUCCCGAGACUCGUACCUUCUUCCCGACUGACAUUACAAUGCCCUCCAUUUCUCAGUCGUAUGAAGUAAUUCUGGACUUUACGAAUGAUACUCAUGACUCCGCAACUGUGCAAUUACUCAGAGACUAUGGGCGUCCUUCAAACAGAAUCGUUUUAUUAAACCCGGGAGAGACUAUGUCACUUGUACUGGACGCUGGCGAUACCUACAAGUACACAGUCAAGACCAGGUCGAAAGUUGUAAACAUAACGGCGCGAGCAUGGCGAGACGUCGUCUGCGGUCUUUCACAGCUAUUUUUACCUGGUUCAUCUCCCUGGCCUCCUCAACUCGUAACCACACGCACACGGACGCCGGUAAAUGGGAUCACUGUCGACCGACAUUUCCGAGAAACACGAUUCUGCCUUUUCGACUACAGCGAUCCCUAGUCUCGUGUAAACAAUGUGACAGAGUGUGUUCUAUACCUCCUGAUACCCGUCAUGAUACCGCAAGGCCCGGCGAACCAACAAUAACGCUUUCGUUUCCCCACGCCAUCCUUCCUCGACCUAUACAGCCAUUUAGUGCCUUAGUUUUCCGUCGUAUAUAUUUCAUCUCGUUGGAGAGAGUCUCAUAGAGACGAUUAGCCUGAGUUGCAGCCGGGAGCGAGCACACAUCCGGGAGACACGGACAGGCCAACAUCCGUUCCCAAUCCACGUCGGUGCACAGGUUCCCCUGGCAUCAGGUGAUCCCCGUGAAAGCUUUAACAGGAACUGCUGAGAGAAAGAAGAGGACCCGAGCCGAGGCGACUGACCGUUGGGACCUUUCUUCUUGCGACUUCGAGUUCUCGACUAAUGGUAUUGGUUAUCCGCCGUGCUUUAUCCGCAUGUGAAUACUACGAAUACAGGUGUUUCUCUUGCCUUUUCGCACCUCGGAUGCCCUGGAGAACUGAGAAAGUGGAUGGAAUGCUGCCAGACAGUGGGAGAGCUGAGCAAGUCAAAGAAAGGGCAACCAACCGCAUGUUCUGUGCGUGCCUUCGAAGUUAAGGACACGGGCAGCUCCGUCAUCAGGAACAACUCCUGUCUGCGGCCGACUAAUCUGCUAACUUACACGAGUUUCUCGCCCCCCGUCAUUACCCUAUUGCCACGCGUCAACCGCAUUGCAAAGGUGAUUUAACAAUAAACUCUUGCUUGCAAAUGCAAUCUAAGUUUCGAUCUUCGUAAUCUAAUUCCGUUCCGUAUGGUUGUCAUAUUGGAACUUCUCCUUCCAGCUUUUCGUUAAGAAUUCGUCCUUUACAUACUUUUUUCCGACACUGGUAGAAAAUCCAACAUUUUCAUCAGUUUAUCCCAAUAUGGAAAACCAGACCAAAUUGGAACAGUCCCACCAUCUGCCGUCACUUGUAUCAAACUC